AAAAAAGUAUGCAUUAUAGUUUAGUAAAACAUUUACAUAUUUUCCCUGUAAAUUGAUUUAUUUUUCUAAUAAUUAAUUUUAUUAAUGUAUUAUCUUCCUUCUUUCUUCCCAGAUUCCCCCAGAUCUUCACUGACUGUGACUCCAGACGGUCCUGUAUUCACUGGAGAGACAGUCAAUCUGAAGUGUGUGAUUGAGACUCAUUACAGUAGCUGGAGAUAUGAGUGGUAUAAAGACGGUGUAAUGUUACAGACGUCUGGUCGUUACACUGUAAACAGAGACACUCUCACUAUCAGAGGAGUAAUUACAUCUGAUCAGGGUCAGUACUGGUGUAGAGGACGGAGAGAUCAGAGACCAAACUCAUCACAGGCAAACUCUGUUUCUCUCACUGUGAAGGAUAAACUGAAGCCGACUCUGACUGUAAAACCCCAGAGUUCAGUGUUCACUGGAGACACAGUUACUCUGAGCUGUGAUGUGGGACAGUUAACUGGAUGGACAAUUCACUGGAGAAAAGACUCAAACCCUGAAUCCACGACUGAUGCAACUAAAACAAUCAAGUCUGUGAGAGACUCUGAUGAAGGAGAAUACAGGUGCAGAGCACGACGAGGAAACUACUACAGCGAGUUCAGUAAUACAGUUACGAUUACAGUAACAGUGAGACCCAAACCUGUAGUUGGUGUUGAUCCUGAUAGACGUGUGUUCAGAGGAGAGACGGUCACUCUCACAUGUGACAUACAGCAGACAGGAGUCUGGCAGUACAGCUGGUAUAAAGACUACAAACAAGAUUACAGCGCAGGACGAGACCAGAACUAUAAAAUCCCAUCUGUGGAUCCGUCUCAUAGUGGUGUGUACAGCUGUAGAGGAACUCAGACACAAGCAGCAACACACACACAGAUGAGUGACGGAGUUACACUGACAGUAUCAGAUUCCCCCAGAUCUACACUGACUGUGACUCCAGACAGUCCUGUAUUCACUGGAGAGACAGUCAAUCUGAAGUGUGUGAUUGAGUCUCACAGUAACUGGAGAUAUGAGUGGUAUAAAGACACAGACAGUGUAAUGUUACAGACGUCUGAUCGUUACACUGUAAACAGAGACACUCUCACUAUCAGAGGAGUAAAUACAUCUGAUCAGGGUCAGUACUGGUGCAGAGGACAGAUAAGAUCAGUCUCAUCACAGGACAGUAACCGAAUACAUCUGUCUGUUAAUGACUCUUCAUCUUCUCUUCUGGUCACUGCUGUGGUUGUGGGAUCGAGUGUUUUCUUGUUGAUCUUCAUCUCUCUGCUGCUGCUGUGGAGAUACAAGAAGAACAAAGAUCAGCAGCGUAACAUUAACCAGACAUCAGUCCCAAAUCAAUCUGCAGAAUCUCAACCAGAAAACUUUCCUCUACAGUCUGCAGAUUCUGAUCAGAUUUGUGACGUUGUGACUGAAGUGAAGAAGAGAGACAAAGGUGAUCCAGAGCCAUUGGCAGAUGUCACAUAUUCAGAGAUCACUGUCAAGAAAAACAAGAAAAACAUGGACAAAGGGAAGAGCAGUGAGUCUGGAGACACUUUGUACUCUGAACUGAAGCACAGCACAGACAGAGGUCUCUGAGUGCAGUGAAGACAACAGACGGCUAAAAGAGAUUCACAGCAGCAGACACAGUGACGCUUGCAUUGCUUCAGAAAUGAAUCUGAGUGAACUGCUUACACACGUGCUUGAUUCAGUUACUUUAGAAAUACAUAUACACUGAUAUCUCUACAUAAGCUAAACAAAUGUCUCUCUAGCAUAUUCAUUAGUUAGAUCCCCAGAUAAUUAAGAUCCAGCCCCAGAUGCUAGAUCUCAUCAGAAAAUAUCAGUUUGUCUGGUAGCAGAACCACCCCAAAACUGUAUUAACAGUCUUCUAUCAGAGAAGAAGCUGACUGAGGAAAAACCCAGAGAAGAGCAGAAGCAGCAGACGAAGUGAAGAAGAAGAAAAAGAAGCAGAGUUUAUUGAAUAAUCUUAGCUGUGUAUGUUUUAAUUCUCAGACUUCAUCUGACCAGAACAAAAUCAACAAGUUCUGUUACACCAAACUGAUCCACAACAACAUCCCACAAACCUUGAGUUUCCUUUCUCUCGGAUCUCUGAUUCAUGAAGACAAACAGCCCUUAAAACCACACAGUCAUAAGAAUAAACACCACAAGAACAAUAUUAUAAAAACAAUAUAAUAUACAUGACUAAUCAAUUAAUAUAUCAGUGGAAUGGGUAUUUAAUGACUAGAAUGAUUAUUAUAAAUGAGUAGAUGAUUAAACUGAAUGAUUAAAUGAUAAAUCACUAUAAAUGAAUAUAAAAGAAAGAAAGUAAAACACAACACAAAUGUACGAUUGCUUUCUCGAAUCUAAACACACACAGUUUGAUGAUCCUCAGAUUCUUCACAGAUGAGCUCUUAUGUUCAACACAACUCUGGGAGAAACUGAUCUAAAGUUAUUAUUACAUUAUUAUAUAAUCUCUGUGCUGCCAAUAGAACCAACAGAAUAAUAAAGUGUUUGAUUAAAGCUGCAGUCAGUAACUUUUGAUGCUCUAGCGGUUAAUAAACUGGGAGGAGCCAGAGGAGCUUGAUUUUUUCACAGAUUAUCUGUCUCAUAUUCUACUGUCAGGACAUAAUGACAGGUUUAACAAAUAUGUAAAAAAUAUAUAUUUACAAAAGUUACCUACUGCAGCUUUAAUAAUACAGUAGCUGUAAAUACAGUGUGUUAUAAAAUUGUGCCUGUGUUUUUGUCUAGACAAUUAGACUUUUAUUGAUUUCAUGUACUUUCUCAUAUACUGCUUUUUACAUUUAUUCAUUUUUGAAGACAUUUCAUAAUGCUGUUUUUUUUUUUUUUUUUUUUUUUUUUUUUUUUUUUUGCAGUUAAUGAAGUGUGAGAUUUAGAUUUGAUAAAUAUACACAUGAAAACCAACUUUUCUGUUUUGUUUGUUGGGCUUUUUCACAUUUUUUUACUUUAAGAGUCAUUUUAAUCAUAGAUCAGUGGAGCCUGUCCUCCAACAAAAAACGACCAUAUAGGUCGUUUUUGCAAGCACCUUAUUACGACCUAUAUUUACGUUUUAAAGUUAAGCGCCCUCUAGCGGGCCUAAAAAUAAUGACAGUAUCGCGUUGCGUCUGUCGUCAUGAAUUGACGUAUAACGUCAUUACCAAUCAAAACGCACGUUUAUUUAAAUUCAAUGUGUGGGCGUUUUACACCGAUCUCACAGUAUUUCCUUCAUAUUUUACUACUGUAGGUGGCUUAUUCGUUCGAAUGACCACACCUAACCCCACCCCUAAACCUAACCCUCACAGAAAUCAUGCUAAAUUAUGAUUUAUUGAGCAUAUACAUUUUCGUGCACGUCCAUUCCUGGGAUCGAACCCACUAUAGCAUGAUGACAUAUCAAGGUAUAACGCAAUAAUCUACUAACUGAGCUACACGAAACGCAAACCAGAGGGCAAAUAUAAGAGUACAAAACAUUAAUAUGAAAACGACCUUUUGCCUAUAGGAGCGCAAUUGUAGUAUACGCUCUGAUGGGUCGUAUUUCAGGGACUUGGACAAACGACCUAUACAAGCGUAUUGGUUGGAGGACAGGUUGAUCAGUGUAACAGAACUAAACACAUCAGGCUUUUUGCUUUAAAUGUUGAGAAAAUUUUCACUUUUUUUUUUCUUCUCCAGUCUCAGAUUGUUGUUCUUAUUAUGAAACAUAAAUAAAUAAACAGUCAUAUUUUAGACAGUUCAGUGCAUGUCAAAAGUGUUUUUUGGAGUAUUUUCUGGUUCUUCUCUGAUGCUGUAACUGAAAUGAUCUACAAAGAGAAAGCACAGUAACUACAUUCUGAGUAUUAAAGCAGAUUCUGAGGAUUAAGACAGUCUGACUCCUCGGGUUCUAUUUUU
This is a messenger RNA of Carassius gibelio (silver crucian carp), 3867 nucleotides long. RefSeq names its product Fc receptor-like protein 5. Gene Ontology annotation, biological process: cell surface receptor signaling pathway. The transcript has 10 exons. The record is from RefSeq and is a predicted model, not a curated record. Gene Ontology annotation, molecular function: transmembrane signaling receptor activity. The coding region runs from base 85 to 1587 and encodes 500 amino acids. NCBI's taxonomy places the organism in Eukaryota, Metazoa, Chordata, Actinopteri, Cypriniformes, Cyprinidae.